UUCGAUUUGUCUUUGUCACCACAAUCUGACGACGCCAUCGCCGCAAUGCCUUCCACCACCGAAACGGCAACAUUUCCGAUAUCUUUCCCGCGAGCUACUUUUCUACUGUUCCGAGAUCGAAUUUUCUUCUUCUCGACUCGUCACAAAAACGCCUAUUCUCACUUUCACCGCUCUUGGAUUUUAAUGGAUAUCUCUUGAAACCUCUCCGGCCAUCUUCUCUUCGGCCAUACUCUGAAAUUUGGAUUCCAAAUUUAUCAAAAUUAUAAAUUUGAUGGAAAAAAACGUGAAACAAGAUUCACAAAGUUUCAGAAUCCACGAGGUGACAUUAUGCCGUUUGAGAUUUACAUGUGAGGUUUAUGCAACCAUACAAUGCACUCUGAGUGAUUUGACAACCGUGGUAAGUGCUCUCUUAACUUCUAUGUAUGUGUGUAGUUCUAGCUCCAUAUGUGGAAUCGACAUUUCGAAAUUAGCUUAUAGCUCCAAAGUUCGGUUCUUUCUAGCUGCAUAAUGAAAGCCAAGAUAUUCAUUCACAAGUUUAAAGUUCUAAGAUCAUCUUUGUUUUCUUGUUGUCAUUGUUGAUCUUUAAUAGAUAUACGGUUCUUGAAUAUAUGGAUGCACAUAAUGAUUACCUGAUUAUUUUAGUAGCUGU
Molecule: messenger RNA, 649 nt
Organism: Arabidopsis thaliana (thale cress)
Lineage: Eukaryota; Viridiplantae; Streptophyta; Magnoliopsida; Brassicales; Brassicaceae
Exons: 2
Coding region: 272-508 (78 amino acids)
Source: RefSeq, marked reviewed